AAGGAAUAUAGCAAACAAUUAAAUAAAAAUAAUAAAACUUUCCAUUAUUAUAUUCCCUUGGUCUUCUGCCACUGCAAAAAAAAGUGAACAACCAUGUUGCAUUAUACAGCAAAAAUCCAUUAAAUUUUCACAACCCCCAUUCCAACUUUCCCAAUAUUUUUCUCACUCAUUACAACAAAGUUUCAACCUUUUGUGCAAAAAAUGAAACCAACCAACAAACCCUAAAAUCAAACCCUAAAAUCAAACCCUAAAAUCACCACUUUUAAACAUGGCAUCAUUCACAACUACCCAUUACUUCAAAACCUUAAUUGUCAUCAUUUUAUUCAUAAAAACCCAAUCUUUUGACCCAAUUCCAUUGUUCUCUUUUGCUGAUUUUGAGAAAGAUCUGAAAUUUAAGUCCAAUGUUGCACUUUUUGGUGAUGCAAAAGUUGUCAAUGGUGAGUCCAAGAUUCAAUUCUAUGGUUCAAGUACUGAAAUUGGGAGAGUAAUUUACAAGAAACCCAUCCAGCUUUUCCAAGGUAAACCUAAUCAAUUAGUUUCAUUUUCAACUUACUUUACAUUUUCAAUCCCAUUUGAAAAUGGGGGUGGUUUAGAUUUUGUUAUGAUUCCAAAACAUCGUGUUGAAAGUGUUAAAGGUGAUGUUUUUAAUCAAAGUUCAUCUGGGUUUUCUCUUGGGUUGAAAAAUGAAGAUUUUGAUGUUAUUAAUGUUGAGUUUGAUGCUUCAAGGGAUAGUAAUAAAAAUGAGAUUUUGAUUAGUUCUAAAGUUGGUAGUUCUGUUUUUGCUAAAAGAAGUAGCACCUACUUCACCAAUUUGGGACUAAAAAGUGAUGAAAAGUUGCAUGCUUGGAUUGAUUAUGAAGCAAGUUCAAGGAGAUUAGAAGUUAGAUUAAGUAAACAUGGAAAUUCAAAGCCAUCUGAUCCAUUGUUAUGGCACAAAAUCGACAUAACUAAUGUGUUAAAGGCAAAAGAAAUGUUUAUUGGUUUUAGUCCUUCAAAUGUGAAGGGGAAAAGUAACGUUUUUCUGUAUUCAUGGAGCUUUGUUAUGAGACGUUUUCCAACACAUUCAAUGCAUUCAGAUCCACUUGAUCCUAAGGUUUUUGUUAAAAACUCUGAAACUGCGACAACUAUUGAACAAAAGGAAAAGGCGAAAAAGAAUGAUUGUGUUUUAAGAAUUCUUGCUGCAAUGAUAUUUGGUACUGGAUGUGGAGCAUUAACAGCAUUCACUGUGCUUUAUUUGUGGACAAUAUUUGGCAAUAAACGUGCAGUGGUAGUUGUUCCUGAAGGAUGUGUUAUGCAACCUUUAGAUGUUGAGUAUAAGAAAGUGAAAAUUGUUGUAGAUAAUAAUAAAACCAUUGGAGAUGGUAAUAAGUAGGUAUUCUUGAUAUAAUUAUCAACUAUAUGGAAUUGGAUUCCAUGCAGUUACUGCGUGGAUUCGGUAAUUGAUUUGGACUGUUCGAUCUGAAAUGGACGGGCGAGAUUUAGUACCGUUUCAAAUUGCUGAGAUCUGCAUUGUGUGUUCAUAGCCAUUGGAUUGCAGAUUGGCAGUCGAGAUUUAUUACUGCGUUAAACUGUGUGACUUCAUCACUGCAGCAAAUCCGGAUCCGAACUAUAUCUGGUUGGCAACUUGUAUUUUGUAAAUUUAGUGUUUAGUAGGUUUUGCUAUGUUGUAUCAUGAUUUAUGGUAAAAGAACUAUCUAUUUGCUAUGUUGGCCAAAUUAAGGUUGAAAUUCAACUAUGCCUUAAAUACUUAUUACUUUUUAUAAAAGAUGCUCAAAUUGAAGUUA
This is a messenger RNA of Cicer arietinum (chickpea), 1784 nucleotides long. RefSeq names its product lectin-like protein LEC. NCBI's taxonomy places the organism in Eukaryota, Viridiplantae, Streptophyta, Magnoliopsida, Fabales, Fabaceae. The record is from RefSeq and is a predicted model, not a curated record. Gene Ontology annotation, molecular function: carbohydrate binding.